This is a messenger RNA of Macrosiphum euphorbiae (potato aphid), 1203 nucleotides long. The record is from the annotation of a GenBank genome assembly. Lineage: Eukaryota; Metazoa; Arthropoda; Insecta; Hemiptera; Aphididae.
AUGUCUUCCAUCAAAGAUGGUGAUGAAAACGAAGCUGUAACUAAUUUCCGAGAAUAUUUACGUAUUCCCACCGUUCACCCUGAUGUUGAUUAUAGUAAAUGUGUUGAAUUUCUAUUGCGUCAAGCCCAAAGCCUGAAUCUUCCAUCAAAUAUUUAUUAUAUGGCCCCUGGUAAACCAAUAGUAGUGAUAACAUGGCUCGGGCAGAAACCAGAACUUCCUUCUAUACUACUUAACUCUCAUACGGAUGUUGUUCCAGUUUAUUCUGAAUUUUGGACUCACGAUCCAUUUUCUGCACAUAAAGAUAAAAAUGGAAACAUUUACGCUAGAGGAGCACAAGAUAUGAAAUGCGUUGGAAUACAAUACAUAGAAACAAUACGAAAAUAUUUAAAAGAUAAAUUAGUAUUUGAUAGGACUAUACAUAUGUUAUUUGUGCCUGAUGAAGAAACGGGUGGACAUUUGGGAAUGAAAUUGUUUGUUAGGUCCCCUGAAUUUGCAUCAUUAAAUGUAGGUUUUGCAUUAGAUGAAGGAUUGGCUAGUAGCGAUGAUAGUUUCAGUAUAUAUUAUGGAGAACGAACUCUAUGGCAUCUCCAAAUAAAAUGUACUGGUACACCUGGACAUGGGUCCUUAUUGCACGAAAAUACAGCUGGAGAAAAGCUGCAAUAUGUCAUUAACAAGUUUAUGAAUUGGAGGGAACACGAAAAAUUAAGAAUGAAAACUUGUAAAUUGCAUUCUGGAGAUGUUACAUCAAUAAAUUUAACGAUGGUAAAUGGAGGAUGUCAAAUUAAUGUGGUGCCACCAGAGUUGACAGUUAGUUUUGAUGUACGAUUGAGUAUUGCUGUAGAUGUUACGACAAUAGAAAAAACUGUUAAAGAAUGGUGUGAGGAAGCUGGUGAAGGGGUAACUAUGGAGUUUAUGAGUAAAAGCGCAUUCAUACAACCUACACUAAUUGCACCAGAAAACCCUUGGUGGGUUACAUUUAAAAACGAGUGUGAUAAAAUGAAUUUGAAAACAAAAACGUAUAUUUUUCCUGGCGCAACAGAUAGUAGAUAUAUUAGAGAGAUUGGUAUUCCAGCUUUAGGAUUUUCACCAAUAAAUAAUACUCCUAUUCUUUUACAUGAUCAUGAUGAAUUUUUGAAUGAGAAGACAUUCCUGGACGGCAUAGAUAUUUAUUAUAAUAUUAUCAAGAGCCUUGCAUCUGUUUGA